UUUCCCAUCACAUAAAAGCCAAAAAUACAUUAUAGUAAUACAUCAACCACUUUACAUGUACAAAAUUUAAUUGAAAUUUGAAAGGCUAGCUUAUUGUUUUUUUCAUCUUGAUAGAUGUCUAAGCCAAAUGCAAGAAGAUAUGCAAUAGAGAAACACAAUAAAGAGGAGGAGUCUAUAAUUAGCAAUAAUUAUGGGAAUAACUUGUUUUAUUUAUCCAAACAUUUGAAAAGAGUUUACCCAAUAGAGCUUCACAAAACUUUUAUAAAUGAUUUUUCUUCUCCAUUGGAUCAUAAAAAAAGAGAAAUUUUAGACAAAAAUAUUGUUGUUCCACAAGUUAUUCCAUGUCCUAAUGAGAAAGAGCUUAUGAGGUGUAGCUGGAUAACUAAUACCACAGAUAAGGUUUAUGUGCAAUUCCAUGAUGAAUGCUGGGGUGUUCCAGUUUAUGAUGACCAUCAAUUGUUUGAGCUACUUUCUUUGGCUGGCUUGUUGAUGGAUUUCAACUGGACUGAAAUUUUAAAGAUAAGGGAACAAAUAAGAGAAGCCUUUGUUGGAUUCAAUGCAAAGCAAGUGGCUGAAAUGGGAGAGAAAGAUAUUAAUGAAUUGGUGUCCAAUGUGUCCCUCAUGUUGGCUGAAAAUAGAGCUAGAUCAAUAGUUAACAACGCCAAAUGCAUAGUCAAGAUUGGAGAGGAAUUUGGAUCUUUGAGUUGCUACAUGUGGAACCAUAUGAAUUAUAAAGCAAUAAUUAACAGAUUUAAAAAUGCAAGGAAUGUACCAUUAAGAAGUCCAAAAGCAGAAGCAAUUAGCAAAGAUUUAGUGAAGAGGGGAUUAAGACAUGUUGGUCCAGUUGUUAUCAAUUCAUUCAUGCAAGCUGCUGGAAUGACUAAUGAUCAUUUGAUUUAUUGUUUUAGGCAUAAACAAUGUGUUAAUCUUGCUGAAAGACCUUGGAGGCAUGUUUAAAUUGUAAUAAUUCCCACUUGUAAGUGGAUUUUUAAUAUAUCAACUUUUUUUAAGACAAAUUUACCUGGUGUAAUAUAGCAAAUAAUUACUAUUCGUAGCUACAAUUUAAAAUAAAUCCCUUUAACCUAAAAAGAUAGGGGCAUUGUGCCUUCCUAUGCUACAACUCAACCCAAGGCAUUCAUUUAUCUCCUAUUCGGAGUGGGGACGUAUCGAUUCAUGAAUUCAUCUUCUCCUCUUUAGAUUAUAUAUAUCUUUUUUUUUUAAAAAAAAAAAAAACUGUACUUAAAUAUAGAUGCAUGAAAUGGUUUUCUGGUUGAUGGUACAAGUAUAUGUUAUAAAAUAUAAUUAUGUUAUUAAAUUGAAAUACACAAAUCAUUGACUUGAACAUCUACUUUUAUCACUCCCUCUAGCUUAAGUUGCAAGGGAUAAUUAUUAAAUAAAACAAAUGCCCACCCCCACAUAGUGUCUAUAUAUGUAGAAAGGUUGUGUUUAUGAAAAAUUAUCCAGUUUGAUGCAGACAUGCACCAAAUCUUAUCUUAUCUCUUUUUAUCUUUUUAUCAUCAAAGUCUGUCUUUUCAACUUAGAUUAGCUGUAACCACCAAAUCGACAACACUUAAACAAACUAUACUUUACUGUCCUACUUAUCAUGAGUUAGACGGAUUUGUUGGUAUCUUUUACCAUAUUAUCAUCUUUAUAGGGUUUGAUGAUGAUUGAUAAGCAAUCAAACGAACAAUAAUAAUGAUAUACUCAGUGAAAUAUAUGGAGCUAGAAGAAAAACAGUAACAGUAACAAGUAUAUGAUAACCUAAAGUAAAAGGUAAUAUUGACUACAAUAAUAUUUCACUAAAACAAUCAAGUUUGUUUUUGAAACAGACUUUCCUAUAAUAUCAAAGAAGGGUAUAUUUCACUUUUGUUGAUUUGAGUUACAUCUCAAUAUCAAAUUAAUUAGUAAGUACUACCUUAUUAUGUGGAUUCCACUUGAUUUUUCUUCAAUGAUGUUUAGUUUUGAACUUUAUCAAUCAUUAAAGUGGCAACAGGUUUUCUUAUAGGGACCCAACCUGCACUUUUUUGUUGCCUUUAGAAUAAUGGUGUUGCUAUUACUUUUUCCACCUGAAAGAGAAUACAAAUAUACAACCUGGACUAACAUGACAAAUAUGCCAAAAGACACAACACAAAACCACUAAAAAGGUAAUCAAAAUGUAUCAUAAGAAUAUGUACAUAACUUUUCGUUUCUCAAAUUACAUUCUACAAAUUAUUUAUCUAACAAAGAGUUGAAAAGAUUGAAGAUGUCAACAAGAAAACA
Messenger RNA from Solanum lycopersicum (tomato), 2259 nucleotides. RefSeq lists its product as uncharacterized. Gene Ontology annotation, biological process: base-excision repair. Lineage: Eukaryota; Viridiplantae; Streptophyta; Magnoliopsida; Solanales; Solanaceae. Gene Ontology annotation, molecular function: DNA-3-methyladenine glycosylase activity. The record is from RefSeq and is a predicted model, not a curated record.